Lacerta agilis (Sand lizard) is the source of this 1972-nucleotide messenger RNA. It is a transcript of the gene OPRM1, whose product is annotated as opioid receptor mu 1. Gene Ontology annotation, biological process: sensory perception of pain; neuropeptide signaling pathway; G protein-coupled opioid receptor signaling pathway. Gene Ontology annotation, cellular component: neuron projection; membrane. The coding region runs from base 354 to 1448 and encodes 364 amino acids. Gene Ontology annotation, molecular function: beta-endorphin receptor activity; neuropeptide binding; morphine receptor activity. The transcript has 3 exons. The record is from RefSeq and is a predicted model, not a curated record. NCBI's taxonomy places the organism in Eukaryota, Metazoa, Chordata, Lepidosauria, Squamata, Lacertidae.
CUCUGCGCUCUCCGGCCCUGGGUUUCCUUUUGCUCCGUGCGCUCCUGUCGAAGGAAGCGGCGGCAGCUCAGAGCAGAAGGCAGCGCUUCUUUCGUCUCCCGCUUUGCCACUGGCUUAGCCGGGAGGUGUAACCCACUGGUCCGUCUCCCUCCCUCUUUCACUCUCCUGCGUCUGGGGCAGCUUUCGACAGCAGCAGGGGUCCCGCCCUCCUUCACUGCAAAGGGGAAUUUUCCUUGGGGCUGUCCGGUCAGCACCACGGACAGCUCCCUAGCCGGCCGCUCCAGCGCACGCAGCCCCUUGGAGCCUCGCUGUGGUCGGGCGGCCGCUGGGCGGGAGAAGCCCUCUCCGGGACCAUGGGGGGCGAACCCUGGAACCAGAGCGAGCCCAACAGCACCCAGCUGUCCUGCGGCGGCCCCAACAGCAGCCUGGAGGCAAGCGGAGGCAGCCUGUGCUCUGCCCACGGGGUCAGCCCUUCCAUGGUCACGGCCAUCGUCAUCAUGGUUCUCUACUCCGUCGUGUGCGUGGUGGGACUCUUCGGCAACUUCUUGGUCAUGUAUGUCAUCAUCCGAUAUACCAAAAUGAAGACUGCCACCAACAUCUAUAUUUUCAACCUUGCCCUGGCAGAUGCCUUGGCAACAAGUACGCUGCCAUUCCAAAGUGUGAAUUACCUCCUGGGAACAUGGCCGUUUGGUACCGCCAUUUGUAAGAUUGUUAUCUCCAUAGAUUACUACAACAUGUUCACAAGUAUUUUCACUCUCUGCACGAUGAGUGUGGAUCGCUACAUAGCAGUUUGCCACCCAGUCAAGGCUCUGGAUUUCCGCACCCCCAGAAAUGCCAAAAUUGUCAACGUCUGUAAUUGGAUUGUUUCUUCAGCCAUCGGCAUCCCAGUUAUGGUGAUGGCAACCACCAAAGAGAGCAAUGGAUCUGUUGAUUGCACACUUAUAUUCUCUCACCCAGCAUGGUAUUGGGAGAACUUGCUGAAAAUCUGUGUUUUCAUCUUUGCCUUCAUCAUGCCUGUCCUAAUUAUCACGGUAUGCUAUGGGCUCAUGAUUUUACGCCUGAAGAGUGUCCGAAUGCUCUCUGGCUCCAAGGAGAAGGACAGGAAUCUUAGAAGGAUCACCAGGAUGGUCCUCGUGGUUGUGGCUGUCUUCAUCGUCUGCUGGACCCCCAUCCAUAUUUACGUUAUCAUUAAAGCCUUGAUCCAUAUCCCAGAAACUACUUUCCAGACUGUCUCCUGGCACUUCUGUAUUGCUUUGGGGUACACAAACAGCUGCCUUAAUCCCGUCCUUUAUGCCUUUCUAGAUGAGAACUUCAAAAGGUGUUUCAGAGAGUUCUGCAUCCCAACAGCUUCAACCAUGGAGCAACAAAACUCCACCCACGUCCGACAAAACACUCGCGAGCAUGCCUCCACCGCCAACACGGUGGAUAGGACUAACCAACAGGUAUGACUAGCAGUGGAGAUGUCAUCUCUGGAUUCGGGAAUCCCUCCUGGAGAUGACAUGAAUUCUGAAAUUACAGUCUUUACUGAUGUGUAGGUUCUGGAAGAUGUGACAGUCUUUUUGAUUUAUCUUCCCUAGCUGGGGCGAUACACAAACAUGGAAUGAUGAAUCCAGACAUCAUCAGUCCCAAUCGGGUUUUGGGAAACUAGAGAGCUCCCAGAUGUACCUUGCAUGGCCAGGCCCUUGUCUGUGUAUCAUUGUGAUAUUUAUUCCAUAGCUGAGAAAGGAGGAGAUGCUUUCAUAGUGUUUGAAGCAACAGAAUGUUUGCUAUUGCUUAACAUUCUAGAACUGUAUAUAUUUUAAGAACUGCCUUGUACCCAGUCGGAAUCAAUGUAACUAAGGUCUAUCAGCCCUACUAGCACCUGGCCUUACAGCCAGCCCACAGGGCCCUUGAUAGCCCUCCUUCUUUAGACUUCUGAUUGGCAAGCAAUAGACUUUCAGUCAAUACUUUUAGACAGGUCUGCAUCACCAUG